This is a messenger RNA of Fukomys damarensis (Damara mole-rat), 1425 nucleotides long. RefSeq names its product CD226 molecule (gene Cd226). NCBI's taxonomy places the organism in Eukaryota, Metazoa, Chordata, Mammalia, Rodentia, Bathyergidae. Gene Ontology annotation, cellular component: external side of plasma membrane. The record is from RefSeq and is a predicted model, not a curated record. The transcript is spliced from 8 exons. The coding region runs from base 192 to 1193 and encodes 333 amino acids. Gene Ontology annotation, biological process: positive regulation of mast cell activation; positive regulation of T cell receptor signaling pathway; positive regulation of natural killer cell mediated cytotoxicity directed against tumor cell target.
GAGAUGGCUGGCAGUGGAGCUCCUCUAAGGACCAAAAUGGUGAAACUGUAAGGGUGGACAAGACCUCAGAAAAAGAGGACACCACUGAUAACAUCAGAGAGGAAGGAAACGGUGCAGUGUGCUUGGCCUGUGCAUAUGUAACAUUAUACAAGUUAUUUUUUAAUAGACCAGCUCCCAAAAGUUUUCCACAGAUGAAUUAUCUCGCUUUCCUCUUGGCUAUUCUUCAAGUAUACAAAGCCCUAUGUGAAGAGACAUUUUGGGACACAACGGUCAGACUUGCUGAGAGUAUGACUCUAGAAUGUGUGUAUCCCUUCGUGGCGAUCUUAACCCAGGCAGAGUGGUUCAAGAUGGUGGGCAACCAGAAACAGUCCAUGGCCAUAUUCCACCCCACGUAUGGUGUGAUAAUACGGAAAUCCUAUGAAAAUAAGUUUCACUUUGUAAACUCAACAGCGCCUCGAAAAGACAUGACCCUUUCCUUUAAUAAUGCCUCCAAAGCUGAUGUGGGUGUCUAUUCCUGCUUGCUUCAUAUUUUUCCAUAUGGAUCAUGGGAAAAGAUGAUAGAGGUGGUUCAGUCAGAUAGUUUUGAGAUAGCAGAGUCGUUGAAUCAUAGCCACAUGGUCUCAAGGCCUGGAAACAUCACACUCACCUAUGAUCUUCCAGUGGACUGGGCAGUGCAACAAAUCAAGUGGGAGAAGAUCCAGCCGCACCAGAUAGACCUCUUGGUGCGCUGCAAUCUGUCCGAAGGCAUAAGUUACUCCAGAUAUAGAAAACAAAUAUUGACCAACUGCACGCAGGGCAUCAGAAGCAACUUCAUCAUCAUUACCAAUGCCACUGCCUCCGACUCUGGGCUUUAUCGCUGCCAUUUUACAGCCAGAACUGGAGAAAACAAAACUUUCCUGAUGAAUCUGACCAUUACUGAUGGUAAAACUGAUAACCAAUACACCGUUCCCAUGACUAUAGGGAUAGUUUUAUUCUUGUUCGUUAUCCUAAUUGUCAGCAUCACUGUCAUUUCCUACAACAGAAGGAAAAGAAGAGUGAAAAAUAUUCCAGUUAAAAGUUCCUGGGAUACACAGAGUAAGGCAGUCAACAACUACAGGAGUCCCUUCGCGCCCCGUCAACCUGUAGAAGAUGACAAUGAAGAUGUUUAUGUCAACUACCCAACCUUUGCUCGAAGACCCAAACCUAGAAUCUGAGCUUUUCACCUGACCUGAGCAUAUUAAUAUUAUCUACAUGGACCUUAUAUAGUUGCUUCCUACCACCCACUAUCUACCUUGAUACCAGUUGACUGACUUUGUCUAACUUGGAAAAAGUCACUGCUUUACAUUUACAUUCUUAACAGGGGUGUUUCAGAAAACCUGAAUUUAACUUAUAUAUAAAAGAAAAUUGACUCAUAACAGAAUAAUCUAGGCAGACCACGCUUCAGGG